AUGAGGUCGCUUUCGCAAUCAUUUUUAGGAUCAUUCCUGUUGGCUUCUCUUUUGCUAGCUACUAUCACGGAUGCCCGUCGCGUCAGAGGCGACGGCUCAGCCAAGGUCAACGGGUACUAUCCCACUUACAAUUCCGAUGCCCAAUCCCCUGCACAGAUAGAUUGGGCUGCAUACACGGAUGUCCUUUUUUUUCCGAUUAUCCCGGAGAAAGAUGGCUCCUUGUCCUUUGACCCUGCCCUCAGUAAACAGCAAGCAUCGGAUCUGGUGAAGGGCUUCGUCGAAGAAGCUCAGAAACACAAGGUGAAUCCUGUCUUCAGCGUCGGUGGUUGGACCGCCUCACAGCAGUUUUCGAACUUGGCCGCGACUGCAGCCUCUCGCCACCAUUUUGCGCAAUCCCUCGUCAAUUUUGCCAAGCAACAUCGCUUCACUGGGCUUGACUUGGACUGGGAAUGUGAGCUUUCCGCAGCUGUCAGCUUAAACGGUUUCAAUGGCGCCACUGGGUUGGUUGCCACGGCGGAGGAGACUGCUCUCCUAGCAAAAAACUUAGACUACAUCAACCUCAUGGCGUACGAUGUUUACGGCCUCUGGUCUAAAACCAGCGGCCCAAUCGCUCCACUUGAUGCCACAUGUGCCGAUGAAGACUCAGCUCAAUCCGUCAAAACCGGCUUUCAGAUUGCACUCAAACAAGGCUUCAAGGCAUCUCAGGUCCUCUUGGGUAUCCCGGGGUAUGCCAAGCGUUUCCAGCUGACUUCAUCGAAGCUGGUACCUAAGAUUGUUGGUGGCAACAAAGCCUCGUUCUACUACCAGCAAAAAACCGCGACCAUGCCUCCCGGAGGCGCUUUCGACGACAAGGCAGGCAAAAACAUCUGUGGCGUAUUCGAAGGUGCGGGUGGGUCGUACCUUGUAAAUGAACUUAUCAGCAAUGGAUAUUUGGCCCAGGACCAAAGUCGUGGUCUCGGGGGAUACAGGCGACACUUUGACAAUUGCAGUGGCCAGCCCUUCCUCGUCAGCAAGAAAUACCUGAUCUCGUACGACGAUAAAGCUAGCACCGUCCUUAAGGCUAAAUUUGCCAAGAAAAACAAGAUGGGCGGGAUCUACUUCUUCGAUACCAUGGGCCCAGCAAAGGAGACUGUUAGAGAGGCUCGAAAGGUUUUCUCGAACUGA
Molecule: messenger RNA, 1164 nt
Organism: Puccinia triticina
Lineage: Eukaryota; Fungi; Basidiomycota; Pucciniomycetes; Pucciniales; Pucciniaceae
Exons: 9
Coding region: 1-1164 (387 amino acids)
Biological process (GO): chitin catabolic process; carbohydrate metabolic process
Cellular component (GO): extracellular region
Molecular function (GO): chitinase activity; chitin binding
Source: RefSeq, a predicted model, not a curated record